AUGGCCUCGAUUAACGAUCUGGCGACGGCCGCUACGGCCCUCGUUGACCCCGCCACAGCACCACCAACCGCAGCCGCAGCAGCAGCAGCAGCAACGACAGCCCCGCACCCGUCAUUGCCCGAUCCGGCCCGGCCCCGGACCGAUGAUCGUGGUGUCAGUGCCGGCGCCGGCGGUGAGCCUGCCGUAGCCCGGGGUGCCCUGGUGGUCCUAGAGGGUCUCGACCGCAGCGGCAAGACGACGCAGGUCAAGCUGCUCGAGCAGCGGUUCGUCGAGCUCGGCCGCAAGGUUAAGGUGAUGCGGUUCCCGGACCGCACGACGCCAAUUGGCCAGAUGAUCGACUCGUACCUCAAGAGCCAGGUCGAGAUGGACGAUCACGUCAUCCACCUGCUCUUCAGCGCGAACCGGUGGGAAGCAGCAAAAACCAUAACCCACCUCCUCACCCAAUCCACCACCGUCCUCUGCGACCGCUACUACCACAGCGGCAUCGUCUACUCCUCGGCCAAGCAAAACCCCUCCCUCACCCUCCCCUGGGCCCGCGGCCCCGAAAUCGGCCUGCCCCGCCCCGACCUCGUCCUGUUCCUGGACCUGGACGAGAACCAGGCGCGGGCGCGCGGCGGGUGGGGGGGCGAGGCGUAUGAGAGGGCGGAGAUGCAGAGAAGGGGGGGGAGUCGUCGGUGGUGGUGGGGGGGGUUGGUAAAUGGUGGUGGUGGUAGUGGUGGUGGUAGUGGGGGGAAUGGUGGUCCCCGGGAGGAGAUUGCUGUCGGGGCGCCGACUGCUGCUCAGCCGUUGACGGGCGUCGAGUACCGGUUUCGGCAGGAGGAGGAGGAUCUCCAUGUCGUGGAUGCGAGUUCGUCUGCGGAGGAGGUGGCGGAGGAGAUCUGGAAGGUGGUCAAGGCGAGGGUGGAGGAGGUGGAGAAGGGGCUUGUUGGGAGGACUGUGAGGCGGGUUUCAUGA
Molecule: messenger RNA, 954 nt
Organism: Chaetomium globosum CBS 148.51
Lineage: Eukaryota; Fungi; Ascomycota; Sordariomycetes; Sordariales; Chaetomiaceae
Exons: 4
Coding region: 1-954 (317 amino acids)
Biological process (GO): dTDP biosynthetic process; dTTP biosynthetic process; dUDP biosynthetic process
Cellular component (GO): cytoplasm; nucleus; cytosol
Molecular function (GO): dTMP kinase activity; ATP binding
Source: RefSeq, a predicted model, not a curated record